AUGUCAGAGUAUGAAUUUAACUCUUAUAUUUUAAUGUCAUUAUUGAGGAAUGUAUUUUUAGGAAAAAGUGAUCUUAAGCUAAAUUAUGGGGAAUUAACACUUAGUUCAUAUAAAAAACUAAAAGGACUUUUAGACAUCAAGAUAAAAGGCGAUUUACAAAAAUUAGAAUAUUGUUCAAAAAUUAUAUUAACAGCUCUGUUUAUUAUAUUAUCUUCUUCCGCUAAAGCUAUUAUUACAAACAUUGAAAUAUAUAGCAUACAAUCGAAUGGAUUUCGUUUGGCAAUUUCAGCUUUAAAGUAUCUGUUUGAAGAUAUUAUUAUAACGACGGACCUGCAAGAUGUGGAAGUCCUGAGGACUAUUGAGGGGUUUUCAAAUCUAGUAAUAGUUAUAAAAGUAAUCUUAUCUUGA
This is a messenger RNA of Funneliformis mosseae, 408 nucleotides long. Lineage: Eukaryota; Fungi; Glomeromycota; Glomeromycetes; Glomerales; Glomeraceae. The record is from the annotation of a GenBank genome assembly.